AUGAGAGCUAAUCUUUUCAAAAAGUGCUUAUAAAUUCACAAGAACACUAAUACUCUUUUUUCUGUUUCCAGAAGAUUCAAAUCAGAUUUACAAUACACCCCAGAGAAUAACUUUUUCUAGAAUACUUUUAACAGUAUCAGUUAAUCUUAAAAGUAAAAAGAAGUCAAAACUUAAUUCUAGCCUAAUGCAGUUUCUACUGAAGAAAAGCUAGGUGUUUAUGUCUUACCACACCCUAUAUGGACAAAAGAAGAUGUUGAAAAUGUUUAAAUUACUCAUUUCAAGCCAAAAAAUAUUGGCGAUAGAUUAUCUCAUUAUCUUAUUCAAAGUAUGAGAUUGGGUUUUGAUGUCAUGAGUGGCUACAAAAAGGUCUUCCCAUGGUAGUAAAAAAGUGGCGAAUUGACUGAAAGAGGUUGGUUAAACAGAAUGGUAUUCUUAGAAACUGUCGCAGGAGUACCUGGAUUUGUUGCUGCUAUGCAUAGGCAUUUACGUUCAUUGAGAAGAAUGGAACGUGAUUAUGGUUGGAUCCAUGUUUUACUUGAAGAAGCUGAAAAUGAAAGAAUGCAUUUACUUACAUUCUUAAAAGUAUAAAAGCCAACAUUACUUUUCAGAUUAGGAGUAAUUUCUGCCUAAUUUAAUUAUGUUUUGAUGUUUGGAUUACUAUAUCAAUUCUUCCCUAGAGUUUGCCACAGAAUUGUUGGUUACCUAGAAGAAGAAGCUGUAAAAACCUAUACUCACUGUAUUGAAGUUAUUAAUUAAGAAAAUAGUUCAAUUAGUCAUUGGAAAACUAAGAAAGCUCCUUAAAUUGCUAUUGAUUAUUGGAGAUUGCCUGAAAAUGCAACUAUGGAAGAUGUAAUUUAUGCAAUUCGUAAAGACGAAGAGCAUCAUAGAGAUGUAAAUCAUGAUCUAGCAAGCGACUACUCUCAGACUAAGGUGCUUGCAGAUACAACAUAAGAUGAACACUACAUUUGA
Tetrahymena thermophila SB210 is the source of this 969-nucleotide messenger RNA. RefSeq names its product alternative oxidase. The transcript has a single exon. Lineage: Eukaryota; Ciliophora; Oligohymenophorea; Hymenostomatida; Tetrahymenidae. Gene Ontology annotation, molecular function: alternative oxidase activity. Gene Ontology annotation, cellular component: mitochondrion. Gene Ontology annotation, biological process: alternative respiration. The record is from RefSeq and is a predicted model, not a curated record.